GCUCAGCUGUCCCGUUGCCCUCCUCUGCAAGUCAAAAAUGACUUCCGCUAAGGCUCUUGGCUCACUCAUCGGAUUUCCGGUAAUCUGUGCGGAGUGCUAUGGUAACGCUAUCUGUCUUCCGCCUCUCUGAUUGGCUUGACGCCCCAGUCUUUGCCGGAUACAGUAACUCCUGCAGGGUGUAAGUAAUAAUACUCCGUCGUGUAUCAUGGAAAGCAACCUGGAACGAACCAAAGGUCGACGGUAUGUCACUGGCCUUCCCUGAUUGGCUGGCGUAUCUUAGCAGCCCGUCAUCUUCAAUCCUGAAAGGUCUGUCUGGUACUCUGUCUUGCUUGAGUUCCCCGGCUUGGACCAGUACCUCUUGAAUUUUCCUCAACGGCGGAUGCUUUUUUUUCCCUCUUGUAUUCAUUGAGAGAGAGACACCCUAUUCGAGCCUUCAAAUUUUGAGUUGAUCCCUUGUCAAUCUCGAGCACAUCUCCAUAUCCCUUCCCCGUAUGACACCCCGCUCCGACGUAUUGUAAAAAGGGAGAAGAAGAAGAGAGACACAAAAGAAAUGGCAACCGCUGAGCCCGUUGCCAAAGAGGAACCUAACAACUCCUCAGACACAAGGGCUACAACCAACGACGUCGAGAAGCUCUGUUCUCGGAAUGUCUCGGGCAACGAAGCCGCCCAGUCCAGGCUCUCCGCCUUCAAGUCGCUGGGAUUCCUCGACCGCUUCCUGGCUGUGUGGAUCUUCCUGGCCAUGCUUGUCGGCAUCCUCCUGGGCAACUUUGUGGACGGUGUCGGCCCGGCGUUGCAAAGAGGCACGUUUGUUGGCGUUUCACUACCGAUUGCAAUUGGUCUGCUGGUCAUGAUGUACCCCAUCCUGUGCAAGGUCCAGUACGAGAAGCUGCAUGAGACGGUGUUCAAGACAAGAGAGGUCUGGGUUCAGCUCUGUUUCAGCAUCGUCAUCAACUGGAUCAUCGCGCCGCUCGUCAUGCUCGGUCUCUCCUGGGCUUUCCUCCCCGACGAACAGGGCCUCCGUGAGGGUCUUAUCCUUGUCGGCAUUGCGCGGUGCAUCGCUAUGGUUUUGAUUUGGAACAGCCUCGCCGGCGGCAAGGGAGACUACUGCGCCAUCCUGGUUGCCGUCAACUCGCUUCUGCAGAUCAUCCUGUUCGCUCCGAUCGCCGUCCUGUUCAUCCGCGUCUUCAACCCCCACUCCCAGUCCCCCUCCUCCACCAUCACCGUCUCCUACUCGACCGUGGCCACCUCGGUCGGCGUCUUCCUCGGCAUCCCCCUCGGCGCAGCGAUCCUCACCCGCCUGGCCCUCCUCCCCCUGCUCGGCGCCGACCGGUACCGCUCGCACUUCCUCCGCUUCGCGGCGCCCUGGUCCCUCAUCGGCCUGCUCUUCACCAUCCUCGUGCUGUUCGCCUCGCAGGGCCGGCAGGUCGUGCACCAGAUCGUCGCCGUCGUGCGCGUGGCCGCCCCGCUGGUCGUCUACUUCGCCCUGGUGUUCCUGGCCACGCUGGCCGCGGCCCGCCGCCUGGGCUUCGGCUACGGCUACGCCGUCACCCAGAGCUUCACGGCGGCCAGCAAUAACUUUGAGCUGGCCAUUGCCGUGGCUGUGGCCGCGUUCGGCCCUCAGUCGGACCAGGCGCUGGCGGCGACCGUGGGGCCGCUCAUUGAGGUGCCUGUGCUGUUGGGGUUGGUGUAUGCGGUGAAGUGGUUCGCGAGGAGGAGAGAUUGGAAAGAGUAGUCAGCCCGUUUCCAAGAGGAGAGGGAAAGGGCGGGAAAGGGGCAGGGGCCAAAAAGUGAGAAGGCUUGAGUAGACGAACGGCGGCUGAUUUGAGUAUAAAAUUGAGUGCAUGAUAGUUUCAGAAUGGCGUAAGAUGAAGGCGUGUUGACUGCACAUGGUGAACCUAGAGGCCAUGGAAACACCUGGCGGUCGAGGGGUCUGUGGGUGUCAAAGGCUGAGUAACACAUGGUCAACUAGUAGACCCCC
Molecule: messenger RNA, 1978 nt
Organism: Thermothielavioides terrestris NRRL 8126
Lineage: Eukaryota; Fungi; Ascomycota; Sordariomycetes; Sordariales; Chaetomiaceae
Exons: 4
Coding region: 551-1732 (393 amino acids)
Biological process (GO): arsenite transport; antimonite transmembrane transport
Cellular component (GO): plasma membrane
Molecular function (GO): arsenite transmembrane transporter activity; antiporter activity; antimonite transmembrane transporter activity
Source: RefSeq, a predicted model, not a curated record